UGCAGCAUCCCGAAACUGCCCGGGACUCCCGGCCGAGCGGAGCCCAGCGAGCCCAGCCCCGGCCGCCGCCUGCCCCCCGGCAGCAUGAACGCGCGCGGCUCAGUCCUCGUCCUCCUGUUGCUGCUCUGUCUGGCGCAGGUGUUUUCACAGUCGUGUGUGUGGUAUGGAGAGUGUGGAAUUGCAUCUGGAGACAAGAGGUAUAAUUGCAAAUAUUCUGGGCCACCGAAACCAUUGCCAAAAGAUGGGUAUGAUUUAGUGCAGGAACUCUGUCCAGGAUUCUUCUUUGACAAUGUCAGUCUUUGUUGUGAUGUCCAGCAGCUUCAGACACUGAGAAACAACCUGCAGCUGCCACUGCAGUUUCUGUCCAGAUGCCCAUCCUGUUUUUAUAACCUAAUAACCCUGUUUUGUGAGCUGACAUGCAGCCCUCGACAGAGUCAGUUUCUGAAUGUUACAGAAACUGAAGAGUAUGUUGAUCCUGUUACAAAUCAGACAAAAACAAAUGUAAAAGAAUUACAGUAUUAUCUUGGGGAGAGUUUUGCCAAUGCGAUGUACAAUGCCUGCCGGGAUGUGGAGGCCCCCUCAAGUAAUGUCAAAGCCCUGGGACUCCUGUGUGGGAAGGAAGCCAAAGCUUGCAACGCCACCAACUGGAUCGAGUACAUGUUUAAUAAGGACAAUGGCCAGGCACCUUUCACUAUCAUACCUAUUUUUUCAGACUCUGAAACCCACGGGAUGGUACCCAUGAACAAUGCCACCAAGGGCUGCAACGAGUCUGUGGACGAGGUCACGGGACCAUGCAGCUGCCAGGACUGCUCAGCUGUCUGUGGCCCCAAACCCCAGCCCCCACCCACUCCUGCUCCCUGGAGAAUCUUGGGCCUGGAUGCCAUGUAUGUCAUCAUGUGGAUCACCUACAUGGCAUUUUUGCUUAUGUUUUUUGGAGCAUUUUUUGCUGUGUGGUGCUACAGAAAACGGUAUUUUGUUUCUGAGUACACCCCGAUCGAUAGCAACAUAGCUUUCUCUGUGAACGCCAGUGACAAAGGAGAGGCAGCCUGCUGUGACCCUCUGAGUGCGGCCUUCGAGGGGUGUUUGAGGCGGUUCUUUGCACAGUGGGGCUCUUUCUGCGUCCGAAACCCAGGCUGUGUCAUUUUCUUCUCCGUGGCCUUCAUUGUCGCCUGUGCUUCAGGCUUGGUUUUUGCCCGGGUCACAACCAAUCCAGUCGACCUCUGGUCCGCCCCCAGCAGCCAGGCGCGUCUGGAGAAAGAGUACUUUGACACCCACUUUGGACCUUUCUUUCGCACGGAGCAACUCAUCAUCCAGGCCCCUAACACCCAGAUACACACUUACCAACCAUACCCAUCAGGAUCCGACGUGCCCUUUGGACCUCCGCUUGACAAAGAGAUUUUGCACCAGGUUCUUGACUUACAAAUAGCCAUUGAAAACAUCGCUGCAUCUUAUAACAACAAGACUGUGACACUUCAGGAUAUCUGCUUGGCUCCUCUCUCACCAUAUAAUAAUAACUGCACCAUUAUGAGCGUGUUAAAUUACUUCCAGAACAGCCACACCAUGCUGGACCACAUGAUAGGGGACGACUUCUAUGUGUAUGCGGAUUACCACACACACUUUCUAUACUGUACACGGGCUCCUGCCUCACUGAAUGAUACAAGUUUGCUCCAUGAUCCUUGCCUGGGUACUUUUGGAGGACCUGUGUUCCCGUGGCUUGUGUUAGGCGGCUAUGAUGAUCAAAACUACAAUAACGCCACAGCUCUGGUGAUUACCUUUCCUGUCAAUAAUUACUAUAACGACACAGAGAAACUCCAGAAGGCCCAGGCCUGGGAAAAAGAGUUUAUUAAUUUUGUGAAAAACUAUAAGAAUCCAAAUCUGACCAUUUCCUUCACUGCUGAACGAAGUAUUGAAGAUGAACUGAAUCGUGAAAGUAACAGUGAUAUCUUCACUGUUGUAAUCAGCUAUGCCAUCAUGUUCCUGUAUAUUUCCAUAGCCUUGGGGCAUAUCAAAAGCUGUCGAAGGUUCCUGGUGGAUUCUAAAAUCUCCCUCGGCAUCGCGGGUAUCCUCAUUGUGUUGAGCUCAGUGGCAUGCUCAUUGGGCAUCUUCAGCUAUGUUGGGAUCCCCCUCACCCUCAUCGUGAUUGAAGUCAUCCCAUUCCUGGUACUGGCUGUUGGGGUAGACAACAUCUUCAUUCUGGUCCAGACCUACCAGAGAGACGAACGUCUUCAAGGGGAAACUCUGGACCAGCAGCUGGGCAGGGUCCUAGGAGAAGUGGCUCCUAGUAUGUUCCUGUCAUCUUUUUCAGAGACCGUGGCGUUUUUCUUAGGAGCCUUGUCAGUGAUGCCCGCCGUGCACACGUUCUCUCUGUUUGCGGGCAUGGCUGUCUUCAUCGACUUCCUUCUUCAGAUUACCUGUUUUGUGAGCCUCCUAGGGCUAGACAUUAAGCGGCAAGAGAAAAACCAGCUGGACAUCCUUUGCUGUGUCAAGGGCGCUGAAGAUGGCACAAGUGUCCAGGCCUCUGAGAGCUACUUGUUUCGGUUCUUCAAAAACUCCUAUUCUCCAUUUCUGCUUAAGGAUUGGAUGAGACCAAUUGUGAUAGCAAUAUUCGUGGGUGCUCUGUCAUUCAGUAUUGCCGUCCUGAACAAAGUAGAGAUUGGAUUGGAUCAGUCCCUUUCAAUGCCAGAUGACUCCUACGUGAUGGAUUAUUUCAAGUCCCUCAGCCAGUUCCUGCACGCAGGUCCGCCCGUCUACUUCGUCCUGGAGGAAGGGCACAAUUAUACUACUUUGAGAGGGCAGAACCUGGUGUGCGGGGGCAUGGGCUGCAACAACGACUCCCUGGUGCAACAAAUCUUCAACGCAGCUCAGAUGGAGAACUAUUCCCGAAUAGGCUUUGCUCCCUCGUCAUGGAUUGAUGAUUAUUUUGAUUGGAUUAAGCCCCAGUCUUCUUGCUGUAGAAUCUACAAUAGCACUGAUCAGUUCUGCAAUGCUUCAGUGGUGGACCCCGCCUGCGUGCGCUGCAGGCCUCUGACUCCAGAGGGCAAACAGAGACCUCAGGGUGAAGACUUCAUGGCGUUCCUGCCCAUGUUCCUUUUGGACAACCCAAACCCUAAAUGUGGCAAAGGGGGUCAUGCUGCUUACAGCUCUGCGGUGAACAUCCUUGACAAUAACAAGCGUGUUGGAGCCACGUACUUCAUGACCUACCACACCGUGCUCCGGACCUCCGCUGACUUCAUUGACGCCAUGAGAAAGGCCCGCCAGGUUGCCAGUAAUAUCACCAAAACCAUGGGCCUCGAAGAUAGUACUUACCGGGUGUUCCCAUACAGUGUCUUCUAUGUCUUCUAUGAGCAGUACCUUACCAUCAUUGAUGACACCAUCUUCAACCUCAGCGUGUCCCUGGGCGCCAUCUUCUUGGUGACCACAGUCCUGCUGGGCUUCGAGCUGUGGUCUGCAGUGAUCAUGUGUGUCACCAUCGCCAUGAUUCUGAUCAACAUGUUUGGAGUUAUGUGGUUGUGGGGCAUCAGUCUGAAUGCCGUCUCCUUGGUCAACUUGGUUAUGAGCUGUGGCAUUUCCGUGGAAUUUUGCAGCCACAUUACAAGAGCGUUCACUGUAAGCGCGAAGGGGAGCCGUGUACAGCGGGCGGAAGAGGCACUCUCACACAUGGGCAGCUCUGUAUUCAGUGGAAUCACACUAACAAAAUUUGGAGGGAUUGUGGUGUUGGCCUUUGCUAAAUCUCAGAUUUUCCAGAUAUUUUACUUCAGGAUGUACUUAGCUAUGGUCUUACUAGGAGCCACUCAUGGAUUAAUAUUCCUCCCUGUCUUACUCAGUUACAUAGGACCAUCAGUAAAUAAAUCCAAAAGUUUGGUCACUCGAGAGCAAUACAAAGGUACAGAACGUGAACACCUCCUAAAUUUCUAGCCCUCUUAUUGGCUCAGGGACUUUGAACUGUGUCUGCAGGUCGGUCAGUUUCCCGCUGGACAGUAAGUAGCUGCCCUGUCAAGGUGAAGUUGAAGGAACACCAGAUGUUACCAAACGUGGGGCUAUUUGAACAGCAGCAGCUUUGGCCAUAGUGCUUUUAAACUCAGGAACGCAAACUUGUGAAGCAGUAUUAUGAAGUUGAAGGCAACCAGAUUCCAAUUCUCCAGGAGUGAAACCCGAUUCUUCAGUAGGUGGAAGGUGACACUAGGAUGACUAUGAAUGUGAUCUGCUCACUGACACUUUUUAAAGGCCAAUCAAUGCUGUGUUUCUCCUUUUUUUUAGGAGUAAGCCAUCCCAAGUUCUGUACCAUAUUUUAGUAACAUUUGAGGAUGUUGUAGAUACAGUUUAUUAUAACAUUUUAUAGUUUAAAGAGCUUUAUUAAUGCAAUAAAUUAACUUUGUACACAUUUUAUAUAUAUAUAUAUAUAAAAAGACAACUAACAAGCGAUUUCAGAAUGUUGUAGGCCUCAUCAGAGCUUGGUCUCCAAAAACCUGUUUGAAAAAAGCAACAUGUUCUUCACAGUGUUCUCCUGUAAAGGAAAAUACAGAUUUAAUCCAUUUGAUGUGGCAUGAAAAGAAGAAAAGCUGCGAAUGAACUCUGUAGUUCAUAGAUGUGUGUACUGGGGUUUUAACUUAUUUUUCUCUCAUAAAAUACUGUUUUCCUAAGCUUUUGAGUUGUCC
Messenger RNA from Talpa occidentalis (Iberian mole), 4655 nucleotides. RefSeq names its product NPC intracellular cholesterol transporter 1 (gene NPC1). Lineage: Eukaryota; Metazoa; Chordata; Mammalia; Eulipotyphla; Talpidae. Gene Ontology annotation, cellular component: membrane. Gene Ontology annotation, molecular function: lipid carrier activity. The coding region runs from base 85 to 3915 and encodes 1276 amino acids. The record is from RefSeq and is a predicted model, not a curated record. The transcript is spliced from 25 exons.